Abrus precatorius (Indian licorice) is the source of this 2910-nucleotide messenger RNA. Its product is annotated as probable serine/threonine-protein kinase WNK10. Gene Ontology annotation, molecular function: protein serine/threonine kinase activity; ATP binding. Lineage: Eukaryota; Viridiplantae; Streptophyta; Magnoliopsida; Fabales; Fabaceae. The record is from RefSeq and is a predicted model, not a curated record. Gene Ontology annotation, cellular component: cytoplasm. Gene Ontology annotation, biological process: intracellular signal transduction; protein phosphorylation. The coding region runs from base 649 to 2685 and encodes 678 amino acids. The transcript is spliced from 7 exons.
AUCAACGGAAAGAUGAAACUCAUCUGAUUCUCACCUUCAUAUUCAAGUUUCUUUCUGUUAGUUCCCAAGUUCUCCUUUGACCUCAAAAGUCAAACCUCAUCUUCUUCCUCCUUAAACGCAUUUUACUUCACAAAAUUAGCACUCUGAUUUACCAUACACUUGUUUGUUCCCACCUUCUCUUUCGCAUCCACAGCUUCCUCAUUGUCUCUCUCUACCUCACCAAUCACCAUUCUUCUUCUUCUUCUUCAUUUUUUUUCUUUUUCCUUUUUGAUCAAUUUCCGUGUUUUUUUUUUCCUUGGAAAAUUGGGCAAUGGGAGACCCAUUUGGUAAACUUUGAACCUUUUGGAGGUUUUUGUACCUGGGCCGGUGGAAAAAAUGGAUUUUGAGAGGAAGAUGGUGAUGUUGGGUUUCGUUUGAAAAUGAAAUUUUGCAGUGACAUGGAAGGUUGGAUUUUGGAUUUAGGUUCAUUGCCUCCAACCUUUGUCAUCGAAUGCCGAUUCCAGCUGCGAUCGGCAUUCGAUUCAUUUUAUGUUCAACCUCAACCUUUCUCCAUUCCGAUCACAAACUAAGUCCCAUCCAAUACGAAAUAAAUAAAUAAUAAUUUUAAAAAAGAAACAACUUGUGUUGGGUUCUGAUUCAGUUACCAGAAUGAAUUCUGGUGCUGUGUUAGCAUUGCCUCCUGUGAGCAAUGUGUUCGACACAAGGGAGUCUCUUGAUUUUGAGGAUGACUUUGUAGAGAAAGAUCCAACCGGCCGGUACCUAAGGUACAAUGAAAUCUUGGGCAAGGGUGCCUUCAAGACCGUUUAUAGGGCCUUUGAUGAAGUUGAUGGAAUUGAAGUUGCUUGGAACCAAGUUAAGAUUGAUGGCCUCUUUCAUUCAGUAGAUGAUCUUGCAAAAUUGUAUUCUGAAGUUCAUCUUUUGAAGUCUUUGAAACAUGAAAAUAUCAUUAAAUUCUAUAAUUCCUGGAUUGAUGAUAGGCAGAAAACUGUUAAUAUGAUUACUGAACUCUUCACUUCCGGAAAUUUAAGGCAAUAUCGUAAGAGGCAUAAAUAUGUUGAAAUGAAAGCUAUAAAAGGUUGGGCCAGGCAGAUUCUUCAAGGCUUGGUAUAUCUUCACGGUCACAAGCCACCUAUUAUUCACAGAGACUUGAAAUGUGACAACAUCUUUGUGAAUGGAAACCAAGGAGAAGUUAAGAUAGGAGACCUUGGCUUAGCAAUUGUCAUGCAACAACCAACUGCUCGAAGUGUUAUUGGGACUCCUGAGUUUAUGGCUCCAGAACUAUAUGAAGAGGAAUACAAUGAGCUUGUCGAUAUCUAUUCUUUUGGGAUGUGCAUACUGGAGAUGGUUACUCUUGAGUAUCCCUAUAGUGAAUGCAAAAAUCCUGCUCAAAUCUUUAAGAAAGUUACCUCGGGCAUCAAACCUGCUUCCCUUAAUAAAGUGAGUGACCCCCAAAUUAGGCAGUUUAUUGAGAAAUGUUUGGUUCCAGCAUCUAAGAGAUUGCCGGCAGAGGAGCUUCUUAAAGACCCAUUUCUACAUGUUGAGAAUCCAAAGGAUCCAGUCCUUUAUCCUUUACAAUCACCUAGCAAAACAUCAAGAGGUAUAAAUUCAUCCAAGUUUAGUUCUCAGUCUACGGACAUGGAUGCUGACUACAAACAGUUUUCUCUGAGUAACUGUUCUGAAAGCAACCAGGGAAGCUCAUUUUGUCCUGUUUUUGAAGUCCAGAGGACAAAUAAGAACAACCAGUUUAGGUUGAAAGGGACUAAAAAUGAUGACAACUCAAUAUCAUUGACCUUGCGUAUUGCUGAUACUUGUGGUCGAGUAAGAAACAUACAUUUUCUCUUUUACCUUGAUACAGAUACUGCAGUCUCUGUGGCCUCGGAGAUGGUUGAACACUUGGAACUGGCAGAUCAUGAUGUAGCUUUCAUAGCUGAGCUUAUUGAUUACUUGAUAUUCAAACUUCUCCCUUGGUGGAAGCCUGCACCUGAUCAUCGCUCGAGUGGAGAAUUAAGUCUUUGUGGUACAAAUGUAGAUAGCCAAAACUCAAUGGCAUGCCCGUGGGGUUCUGUCCUCACCAGUAUUCCCUCUGAAUUGGUUGUUGGUCAAGACGGCUUCUCUGGGUUUAAUACAACUCCCACAGACAAUUUUGUGACAGCAGAUAAGUGCGGCAUUUUCAACUAUGCUGAUAAUGAUACUUUCGAGAGCGAAUAUAAUUCUUCUCCUAGUCUGACUAACAUGGAAGACCAAUGUUCCCAAGGAUCUAGAGCUUCUGAGAUAGUUGUUGAAAAUACUUCCAUGAAAAGUGACAAUUCUCGCGAAUCCAAUGUUGAUGGAAGUUGUAAAAGCUUAAGUAGUUCCAAUUCUGAACUUGAGGUUGGGGCGGAUGAUUUUGAGGACUGUAAAUUGCAUGCAAUAGAUUGCUGCGCUAAGGAAGGCCUUGUGAUGAAUGAAUUCGCAAAGAACUCAGGGUCAGUUUGUGGAGCAUCUACUAAUUUUGGGAGCAUGGCAAGUAGCUAUUCCUCUGUGUCUUCAAUAGACAAGGACAUUGAUCUUGAGCUAAAGUUUGAACUUGAUGUAAUUGAGUCACACUAUCAGCAUUGGAUUGAUGAACUUACUAAAAUGAAGUUGGAGGCAUUGGAAGCCACCAGAAGGAAAUGGAUGGCCAAGAAGAAAUUGGAUGUUCAUUGAUUUUGAGGUUAUUGAUUCACCUCUUUUACCCUUGUCAAAAUUGUUUCAUUGUAAAAUUUGUGAUCGUCAAAGUGAUUUGUAUACUGGAUGUGCCUCCUUUUAGCGGAAGUGAGUGACCUUACUCUCAAACUCUUUUUUUAUGCUUUGGAGAUAAUUCUCGUUUUCUCUUUAGCAUUAUGUAGGAGAAUGUCUUAGAAAAUUUAUAGUUCUAGAAGACACAUUCUG